Messenger RNA from Mixia osmundae IAM 14324, 2049 nucleotides. RefSeq lists its product as uncharacterized. Bases 1 to 2049 code for a protein of 682 amino acids. The transcript is spliced from 8 exons. NCBI's taxonomy places the organism in Eukaryota, Fungi, Basidiomycota, Mixiomycetes, Mixiales, Mixiaceae. The record is from RefSeq and is a predicted model, not a curated record.
AUGCCCAACAUCUUGGCGCUCUGGAAGCGAUGCGGUCCGAUCAGCUGGGCAGAUAGUGUGUGCGCGCGGCCGAUGCGCAGCCGUCCUCCCUCUAUACGUCAUCGAGUUGAUAAGUCUGCUCCUUGGAGCACGUGCGAUCAUGGGCGAGAGGGUAGCACGAGGGCCGUAACAGAUAUCAACGCGUACGAUGACUCGAUGGCAAGUUGGGCACGGCAAGCAAGAAAGGUCGCAGCAACAUCCCCGUCCAGACGUGCCUCAUCGGCCAUAGCAGACAAGCACUGCCGCGCUCUGAUCAGGCUACUGCUGCGAUCUGGUGCAUCCCAUCCGAGAAUGUGUGCGGCGAGCGACUACAGCGUGCGAGCAGGCACUGUGCAAGUGAAGGCAGUAGAGCCCGAGGGUAGAGAAGCCGACCGGGGUGACGGCCGAGGUGUCAGGGUUUUUGUGGGACGGGGAAGCGGCAUGGAAUCAGAACAGAUCGAUGCAAAGAUACGGGUUCACACCGACCAACUUGCUCGGCGCGGCACAAAGCGCUCAGUACUUGACCACUCUCCUUUCGAAUCAGUCGAGCCCGUCAGAUCGCGAGGGUACCGACAGAAGCGCGAGCGAGAAGGCUCGCUGGCCAACAUGGCUCGGCCGGGCCUCAUGCGAUCGCAGGCUGACCCCGACGACACGUUUGCUCACUUGAAAGAACUCAAGGCAAAGCAGACGUCUUCAUACACUAAGACUCGAGGAGGCAAGCCGGCUGACAGCAAAACAUCGACAGCGAGCGAGUCAGCUAUUGCUGCUGUACCCAGUGAUCAGACCGGCAAGCAAAAACCAGGCGAGACAGACGUACCUCAUCUGUCGACCACUUCAAAAGCAUGUGUCCGUUCUGCCGUCGAGAAGUCAAGACAAGCCGAAGCGCUCAAGAGACGCAAGACGAAGAAAGAGCAGGCAGCUCAGCGCGCUAAGGCUAGCGAGACUAAGUUCCUCGCUCGCAUGGCAUCGGCUCGAUCUCAGGGCGCUGUCGAAGGACCAAUCGAGGUCAAGCAAGGGAGACACGCCAACUUGUCCGCAGAUUCUCCUGGCCAGGACGAUGCGAUCAUGGAGUCAGCACCAAAGAGAGCACGCGCCACCCGCCAGUCAGGUCGGGCCGAUCACCGUCAUGUCAAGCAGACCAAGCCAGGCCCAGCUGAAGACCUCAAACGCAAGACUGCGCAGCGUCACAUCAAGACAAUUGCGACAGGAUCAGUCUGCGGCGAUACCGAACAGCGUCCAAGUAUCGUCCAGCGUCGCGUUAGCCCGCGCACAUCAGGCAAUUUCGAAACGCUCAGUGACACCAACAAGGAAGCUCUCGUCAAGCAAGCUGUCCUGGAAGCUGUGCCCGUGCUCGAGGCUGUAAUCGCUCCUGCGCGACCUGAUCAUGCGGGCGACAAUCUUGCCGAGCACCGAUUCGACAUCAACAUUCCGCUGCCCAUAUUCAAUGAGGCCGUCAACCUUAGCGGCGAGGCAAGCAAAGCCGUCACACUCGGCAUCACCCGAAUUGUCCAUUCUGAGCUCAGCCGACACUGUCUUCGCUUGCUUGAGGAGCACCCAAGACGAUUCCGGUCGUAUGGCGAGGCCGUUGACUAUGUCCAUCAGCAGUGCUACGACCGCAUGCUGGGCUUUCAGUCCAUCAGCCCGGCGUUGUACAGCUACGUCCACAACGAGCCCCAAGACGACCACGUCGACCACGUUACUGACCAGCUCGCCAAAGACAUUGUCAGUUUCAUCGUCGGCGCUACUUUCGACAUGUCCAAGUUCAACGGACUGCGACAAAUGCCCGCCUUCGCCCCUCUGCUCAAAGCUACUGAUCAGGCACCCUCGGCACAGCUGCUUGCUAAAAUCUACGAAGUCCAAAGUGCACAGAUCCUCAAGGCAGUACCGAUCUUCCUCGAACAAAAGCAGAACAAGCACCUUACUUUCGACGACUUUCUUCAUUGCUGGGCCGGACUGCCCUAUGAGCUAGCUCUAGACGUCACACAGUUCGCGAGUUUUAUGCUCAAAUAUCGCCAUCCAAAGAAGUCGUAG